CGCAAAUCUGCGCAAAAUGAACGCAAUUCUGUAUGCCAUCUGUCAAGUCAAAAUACCUUCAUAACCUCAAAUAUUUAAUAUUUGUUAUUUUCCCUUUUUUUUUCUGUUCAACUUUCAUCAUGUCGUGGUCAAAAGAACAGGUGAUUUGUCUCAUUGACGAAUAUAGAAAGUACCCCUGCCUAUAUGCAGUCAAGUCUAAAUUAUAUUCAAAUAAACAUGCCCGACAAGAGGCGUUCGAAAAAAUCGAAUCAGCACUGAAAUCCCUUAGGUCAUCAGUAACAGUGAUGGAGAUUAAAGUUAAGCUUGCAGGUUUGAGGGCUACUUACAUAUCAGAGUAUAAGAAACAUGUAAACAGUUUGAAAAGUGGUCAAGGAUCUGAUGAUGUAUACUUUCCAAGUUUGUGGUACUUCAAACAUUUACAUUUUAUCAAUGACCAUAUUGAAGUUAGGCAGUCCAUCGACUCUGUAAAUCUUCAUGAAUCAACUGUAGAUGAAGUGGAAUAUGAGGUGAUAGAUGAGGGGUACAGAAUAGAAGAAGCUGAAAAUGAUUCCAAUAUAGAUAGCAUUGAUACAAAACAAAAGCAGUCUGAAAGCACUUCAGAUCUACCAAAGUCAGUGUAUAGUUGUGCAUCAGCAAAGGCUCCAAAACAUAAAAAGAAGAAAUCCAAUGACCAUGAUUAUAUAGUUGAAGAAGCUUCCAAUACUUUGAAGACUAUAAGCAAAACUCUUCAGGAAGUUAAUAAUUUGGGAACAGGAUCUGCAUCAAAAGACGAACAAACUGAUAUUUAUUCUGAGGAUAGAGCCUUGGCAAAUUUUAUUGUUUCAAAACUCCAUAAAAUUGAAUAUCCAGACAUUAGGUUACAGCUGGAAGAAACAAUAACAAUGGAACUAUUUUCAGCAAUAAAAGACUGUAGGAAGAGGAGACUUGAUGAAUUUUGA
This is a messenger RNA of Phaedon cochleariae (mustard beetle), 938 nucleotides long. NCBI's taxonomy places the organism in Eukaryota, Metazoa, Arthropoda, Insecta, Coleoptera, Chrysomelidae. The record is from the annotation of a GenBank genome assembly.